CAGGAAAGGCAUCGCCUCUGUGGCUUGAUGUUGUUUUAAGAAUGCCAAAGUGGCAAGACUCCGACAAGGACUUAGCGGUGGGUCUGUAAUGAUGGAUCUUAAAGCUUGAAGUUUGAAGCUUGACAAGCAACCAUCAUGAUUACUCCCCAGCCAACAUCUAACAACAUUCUCGUUACCCUCCAACUGAUGACCACUGUUCCCCCGUGUUUCCAUUGGGCAAUAUUUGUUGGGGAUCCGAGUUGCUCAACUCCGUGCAGUGGGAUCAAGUUCCACGCCAUCACCGUCGGUCAACAAACUGAAACAGGCUGGAGUUAUGACAAAACGGGGUUCAGGAUAGACACAGUGGACUUUGGCGUAGUUGUUGCUGUUGUCAUUGGCAACCUGAAGGGGAAGUCGGUGGACGAUAUUGAUAACGUUUUGAAGAAUAUACCGAUGCAGGUGCCUGCUAUAGAUGUCGAGAAAGAACCUAGGUUCUCCUGUCGAGUUUGGUGUAGGGAGGCGCUGAGGAGACUUGAUAAGGAAGGGAUCAUUUCUUGCAGCGACAUCAAUGCUAUGGAGAAGGAGGUGUGGGAGUACGGAGAAGCUGCUGCUGAUAUCCUGGAGAAUCACAAAGAAGAUUGGAAAGGACCUUCAUUAGUGACGGCACAUAAUUCAAAGUAAAGGUUGCAGUUACUCUUCUAUAUAACGCUGUGCAUUGGUAUAUACACACCGGAUAGAUGAGAAUUUGAGGGAAGCCAGAAUAUACACAAUAAGGUAACGGUUUGGGAGGUCGAUCUUGGCAGUGAAUUUACAUAAAAUCUGCGUGCUCCUGAAACUUAUUUCUAGCGGGCGGCAUGGAUUUU
This is a messenger RNA of Desarmillaria tabescens, 842 nucleotides long. RefSeq lists its product as uncharacterized. The transcript has a single exon. The record is from RefSeq and is a predicted model, not a curated record. Lineage: Eukaryota; Fungi; Basidiomycota; Agaricomycetes; Agaricales; Physalacriaceae. Bases 136 to 660 code for a protein of 174 amino acids.